GAGAGAGAGAGAGAGAGAGAGAGCUCAUCAGUCUUUCUCUGUGUUCUUGUGUUAUAAAUUCAUCAGACCCUCUCUCUUUCUCGUUAGGAGAGACAUCGCUACGCACAAAGUUCCCGUUCUUCAUAUCUCUCUUUCAGUCUCCUUAUUCGUUUUGGUGUUUCAUCGUCUCUGUGUUCCGCUUCUAAUCUGUGCUUGCUGCUUGCUUGUCCUCCCGUUCAGAUAUUUGAAACUCAAAGAGAUCAAAUGAAGGUGAUCAGUUUUCUCUCUUUAUCUUAAAUUCAAAAGUGGUGGUGAAAGUAGAAGUAUAUGACGCCAAAUCCAAGCUAAAGGCCAUGAGGGCAGUCUCUUCCGUUUCAGGAAUCAAUUCUAUCUCUGUGGAUAUGGAGAAGCAUCUAAUGACAGUGAUCGGAGAAGUGGAUCCUGUGGACAUCGUCGGGAAAUUGAGGAAGUUUUGGCAGCACACGGUUAUAGACUUUGUUGGGCCACCGGAAGAGCCCAAAAAGGAAGAACCGAAGAAAGAAGAACCCAAGAAGGAAGAACCGAAGAAAGAAGAACCCAAGAAAGAAGAACCCAAGAAAGAGGAAAAGAAGGAAGAUCCCAUCGCCGAGCUCAUUCAGUUAAUGAAGGAGAGACAUGAGAGUGGUCAUCCCUAUAAUAUUCCCUAUGGGACGACAUAUUACUCCCUCAAGGAUGUCUCAGAUACGAACCCCAACACUUCUUGUGUUAUCUCUUAAUUGGAAGGAUUGAUCAUUUGAUCCUCUUCCGUACAAGAAGAAUAAAGGGUAGGGAAAGGGUAAAGGUAGGGUAGGGUUGGGCUGGGCAUUUCAAUGGCAUACACCAAUGAUAGGAUUAAACGUAAGAAGGUAAAAGGGUCUUUUUCAAAGGAGAAAAAGAGAAGAAGAGAAGAAGAGAAGAAGAGAAGAAGAGAAAAAGACAUAUGAUGGCACCAACACCAUGUUCCACGUCUUUUCCAAUAGAGUAAAUAAAAUUUUGAAAGUGAAUAAAUAAAAUUUUGAAAGUAUGAAUGUAAGUGUGGACCCUUCAGUGAAGUAUUAAUUACAUGACAGUAAAUUCUUCUUUGGUA
Molecule: messenger RNA, 1084 nt
Organism: Macadamia integrifolia
Lineage: Eukaryota; Viridiplantae; Streptophyta; Magnoliopsida; Proteales; Proteaceae
Product: heavy metal-associated isoprenylated plant protein 39-like
Exons: 3
Coding region: 333-734 (133 amino acids)
Molecular function (GO): metal ion binding
Source: RefSeq, a predicted model, not a curated record